GCUGAGCCAUCGACACGGUUUAUUGGAACGGUACGGACGACAAAAUAGCACGGAGAGCCCAGCCAGAGCCAGAGUCGCAGUUCGAAUUACUUCCUUAUCAGUCACUCGCGACGUGACUUAAAUUUCAUUGACGUGUUGCCGCGGCUUGUGAAUCUUGUGAAUCAGAAGCGAGAGCCCAUGUAUUUGCCCUGAGAACUCUGAAUUCUGGGACAAAGAACAGUGCAAUGGCUGGAGACAAGUGCAUCUGCCUGCUGGCUCUUAUAAUAGGAGCAUCGAUACUGCCCUCCAUCUGCGAUGCUACCAGUUUUAAUUUCCCAAAUCCAAGAACUGAUAUAAGAAAUGAAGCCAGAUCGUACUUAAACGGAAUUACUUCUGCGAAAUGGUUGGAAUUUGUCAACUCCGGACUUGAUUCCGUAAACAGACAAAAAAGACUAGAGGAAAAUCUCUUAAGAUCUGAGAUUACUGUCCAGAAUGGCACCAUUUCCCAUAUCCAACUUCUGGACACUUUGCCCAAUAGAGCUUCCAAGGAGGACAGCGAAAUAGCUCUUAAAAUAUUAAAGUCUAGCUUGUACGUGUACAACAGUCAAUGUUUGAGCCAUGGCAUCGACGGAGAUGAGUGUCGGAAUUAUCUGGAAAAUAUACCCUUGCCUGUGGGGAGCAGUCUGCGAGAGGAGUGCCAGAACUUGCUGUCUGGAAACAGAGAGGGUCACCAUGCUUUCCGGCGCUUACUGGAGCCCCAUUAUAGAAACGGCUUCCAUGAGAUGUUUCCAGAAACCGGUCGCUCUGUCAGCCAGCCGCCCGCCUGGUCCAUUAGCAAGGCUCUCUACGAACCGGAUACCAUCCAGAAAGCCAAAGAUCUAAUCUCCGAGGAGAAAUCUCAUUUAAAUCUGGGUCUGGCUCAGUGGGCUCAGUUUGUGGAGCACGAUCUCAGCAAGCCCGUUUCACAAUCGAUGAGCACCGGAGCUCCCAUCGAGUGCUGCAGCCGUGACCAAAAUAACCUUCAGCCCCGCCACCGCCACCCGGCAUGUGCUCCAAUUCUGUACCAGCCCAGUGGGAAAUACGACGUGCCCAGCUGCCUCAACUAUGUGCGAAGUGCGCUGGCCGUGGCCGAUUGCAAUUUCGGAGGUGCCGAGCAGCUCAACCAGGCCACUGCCUCCUUGGACCUUUCCCAACUCUAUGGCUUCACUUCGGCUGCGGAGGAGAAAAUGAGAUUGUUUAGGGGUGGUCUGUUAAAGUCCACACCCAUUGGCCAGCGCCAUCAUGUCCUGCUGCCCAUGACUAGGGAUACCCAGGACCUGGGACACUCCUUCUGCGCUUGGGGAGCCACUGGCAAUGCCACCUGUUUUGCAGCCGGCGAUUCCCGGGUGAACAGCAGUCCCUUCUCCAUACUGAUCUACACGAUCUUCAUGCGCAACCACAACCGCCUGGCCAGAGAGCUAAGUGACAGGAAAUCCGGCUGGAGCGAUGAGCAGCUGUUCCAGGCGGCCAAGGCGGUGAAUGUGGAUGUGUAUCGCCGAGUGGUCAUAGACGAGUGGCUGCCAGAGGUUCUGGGAAAGAAAUUGGCCGACGAAGCUCGGAGCAGAAGUGACCGGGCCCAGGAGAUCUCGAAUGAGUUUGGAGUGGCUGCCAUAAGAUUCUACUUCUCCAUGCUGCCCAAUGAGCUGCAUAAUCUGGUCAAGGAUAACGACUUGGAUGACAACAAUUUACCUACCACAAACCUGUUUGAACUGAAAGAAGAGAUCUACAAGCCCCGGCUGCAAUACACGACUCAGAAGCUGAAUGAGAUCCUCGAGAGUUUGCUCAAUCAGCGAACCAUGAAAAUGGAUGCGUCCUAUGCAGGAGAUGUCGUCUGGCACAAGGACACCAAGCCCACACAUGCCGAUAUCCUGGCAUUCGACAUUCAACGAGGCAGGGAUCAUGGCCUGCAGCCUUAUCACAAGUACUUUGAAAUCUGCAGUCUACGUAGACCCGUUACUAGCUGGAAAGACUUUGAAGGCUUUAUUCCCAAUGAUGUUUUGGAAAAGCUGAAAACCAUCUACUCCAGCUGGACAGAUAUCGAUCUGAUUGUGGGUGGCAUUUCUGAGCGUCCUGUCAGCGGAGCUAUUGGUCGCACCUUUAGCUGCAUAUUGGGCGAACAAUUCUGGAAUGUGCAUCAGCAGCAUCGGCAACAAUCGGACCACAAGCACGACUCUCUCCUCAACGAAUAUCGCCAUUUCAAUGGCUCCAAGCUUCUGUGUCUGAACUCUGAUGUGAGAGCUGUUCCCCAGAAUAUCUUCCAGUUGCCAUCCGCCAGCAAUCAACUGGUUGCCUGCGACGAUGUGGUCUAAGCAGUUCGGAAGAUACAAAAAUGUCUUAUAUACACACCAAACCGAUUUUAGAUUACUAUGUUCCUAAGUCCCAAGAAAGAAAAUCUGAUUUAGAGCUCAAUAAAUACCUCGAAACUAAA
Drosophila kikkawai is the source of this 2446-nucleotide messenger RNA. It is a transcript of the gene Irc, whose product is annotated as Immune-regulated catalase. Gene Ontology annotation, biological process: response to oxidative stress. The record is from RefSeq and is a predicted model, not a curated record. Gene Ontology annotation, molecular function: peroxidase activity; heme binding. Lineage: Eukaryota; Metazoa; Arthropoda; Insecta; Diptera; Drosophilidae.